Molecule: messenger RNA, 2667 nt
Organism: Myxocyprinus asiaticus (Chinese sucker)
Lineage: Eukaryota; Metazoa; Chordata; Actinopteri; Cypriniformes; Catostomidae
Product: ADP-ribosylation factor-like protein 15
Exons: 5
Coding region: 202-771 (189 amino acids)
Molecular function (GO): GTPase activity; GTP binding
Source: RefSeq, a predicted model, not a curated record
ACAUUUAAGCAUACGCCUUCAGAUCAUGAGAAACAUUUCAGUCAUGUGUUUCAAAACUUUUGACCGGUAGUGUAACCACUUGUGUGAAGUACAUGUGACUAGAUGUGUGAAGAUUUAUCUGUCGCCUAUACAAACCAUGUCCAUAGUGAAAAAGCUGAGAGUUGAGAUGAGGGAACAUGGCCUCUUCAUGGUGUUCAUGUCAUGUGUCUCCAGAGGAUGUGCUGUACAGCUCCCCCUUCGCCCAGACUGGAGUAUGAUGUUGUGUGCAUUGGACUGAGCGGUGCUGGCAAGAGCAGUCUGCUAUCUCGUUUGUGCAAUGAGAUCAGUAAUGGCACCGUACCAACCACAGGUUUCAGCAUCAAGGCGGUGCCAUUUGAAAAUGCGGUUCUGAAUGUGAAGGAACUAGGAGGAGCCGAGACCAUCAAGAAGUACUGGAGCCGAUAUUACCAAGGAUCCCAAGGUGUGGUGUUUGUCCUCAACAGUGCUGCAUCAGAUGAGGAGAUGGAGCUGUCCCGAUCUGAGCUCCACUUGGCCCUGCAACAUCCUCAGCUCUGUACCCUUCCUUUCCUCAUUCUCGCCAAUCACCAGGAUUCACCGGCUGCCCGCUAUUUACCGGAGAUACAGAAGUACUUGGAAUUGCAGCCCCUGGGACAAGGGAAGAGAUGGGUUCUUGCAGGCAGCACAACAAACAACAUGGAGGCAGUGAAGGAGAGCUUCAGUCAGCUCAUAAGCCUUUUGGAAGAGAAGGAGGUGCAACCUAACAGGAUAUGAUUCAAUCAAACUUCAAAGUGGAAAGUGGGUUUGAAGUGUUGUUUGCUAGAAGGAAUUUUCUGGACCUCUCCCUCGUAGAUGUUUUAUAACCCACCGGGGACAUAGAUGCAAACAACCACAUGUUUUGAUGAGUUGACUGGCAUAUUUGUUACCCUAAGGUCAAGGGCCACACAUAUGCUUAUUUGGUAGCAGGUGAACCAAAGUUCUUUAAAUAUAUCAGAUAUAACUUAUAUUUGUAAUAGUAAAAAGCUAUUUGUUGUUUAUCAGUUAGUUGUCAUGUGGUUAGUGUGUGGGAUAUGUGUAUAUUGUAUGGGCCAGUCCAUAUUUCUAAAGAUGGCUAAGAAUCUGAGCAUACAUGAUGAAAUCACAGAUUAAAGCAUAAUUUUGGAAAAACAUUUGGAAAAAUUAAUAUUAGACAAUUUCUGAAAUUCAGCCAAUCUCCUAGCCCCCACCCCACCCACAUGAAUCUUUCUGUUGCUUUUGCAUAGUCAUAUAAUUAGAAUGCUUUCCAAGACAAAUUGUUUUGUUUUUAUGAUACUAUGUUCCUUUUUGUCAGUUGACUAUCUAUAGAUGUCUCAAAUCAUGUUGUUAAUUUUGUUGUUUCAAAAGACGACACACCCAUUUACUUGGCGCUGCGUGAGCUGUUUCAGGUUCGGACUGGAAUAUAAACUCUAUCAAUCAGUGUCCACAACAGCUGCAUUUGACAAGUCCCUGUCCGCCAGGCUUAAGCCCUCCAACUGUCUGCAGAGACUCCUCCCCGUCUGCCAGCUCACUCCUCGCCCAGCCACUCUCCAAUGCCUCACCCGCUGCUUCCUGGUGGUAUUAUACAAAUUCCUCUACACAUAUUUAAAUUCCUGACUGCACACCUCUCCGAUGUAUGUCUCACAGGUGUCUCCAGACUUAAAUACUUUUAUCAGAGUAGUUUAGGUCUCACAUGCCAUGUUUCAUUAUAUUUAUAGUGUUAACUAUGUUUUAUAUUUUGCCCUCCAAUUACCACUUGAUUUCUUGUUUUUGAAAAACAUCUAUGUAGUACUGCCUUUGAUUUGAUUAAGCCCAUUUAUCAGUAAAUUGUAUAAUUUUAUCCUUGGUAUAACCAUCUACUGGGCAGGGAAGAGAAUUUAUAGUAAAAAUGGACUGCAGUAUUGAUCUGUCUCUCACCCACACCUAUCAUAUGGCUUCUGAAGAUAUGGAUUUAACCACUGGAGUCAUAUGGAUUACUUUUAUGCUGACUUUAUGUGAUUUUUGGAGCUUCAAAAUGUUGUCACCCAUACACUUGCAUUGUAUGGACCUACAGAGCUGAAAUAUUCUUCUUAAAAUAUUUGUUUGUGUUCAGCAGAAGAAAGGAAGUCAUUUACAUUUGGGAUGGCAUGAGGGUGAAUAAAUGAUUAGAGAAUUUAAAAUUCUGGGUGAACCAAAACCAAUUUUACCACUUUUUACAUAUGCAGUAUGGGUUUGAGAUUAUUACCGGCAUGGAAAUUUAAGUGUAAAAUGUGUUGGUUAUUUUCAAGCCAAUAGCUUCUUAGUUCCACCUGCAGCAAAAUCAAAGCUACACAGUAAAAUAAUCAAACUGUCCAUCAUAUCAUUGCUUCCCUAUCUAAUCUGUUUCGAACACAAAUUUCAUGCGCUCAUGAUCCUGAUGUAAAUAAAAAAAGGAAGUUAAACAUUCUCCGACUAAGUUCCUGAUGUACCCUGCCUUGACCAGGUUUAGUUUUUUUCUUCACCUUCUUUCAAACUGCCCACGUUGCUUUAAUACAAUGUCUGUCACGCAGGUUGCCCCUGCAUUUCUUUGAUCUGGUCUUCUUCUGUCUGUGGAUGACGCUCCUCUCUAGUCUGCUGCUCUCUUGUCUAGCCACUCACAGAGAAAGCCCUUUGCCCCUUCGCUCUGCUUUCCUUUGG